AUGCUAUGUGAUGAUAAAGGUCCCAGCGGCGCGAGGGGCUUUGGCGGAGCUGGGUCACGACGCAUGGGGCGAGUGACCCGCGGAGGUGAAGAUGUCAGGCGCCGCGGCAAGGCAGUGUUACAGGUCGCGGGGUCGAGGGUCAACACACGGAUGACCAUUACCGCUCCUCCUUCAAGGACAGGCGGGGACGAAGGAGGACAAGGCGGGACGAAGAAGACCAGGCGGGGACGAAGGAGGACCAAGGCGGGACGAAGAAGGACCAGGCGGAGACGGAGAAGGACCAGGCGGAGACGGAGACGACCAGGCGGAGACGAAGGCGGAGACGCAGGAGACGGACCAGGCGGAGACGGAGGAGGAGGAGCGGACCAGGCGGAGAACCCAGGCGGAAGGAGACCAGGCGGAGACGAAGGAGGACCAGGCGGAACCGAGGAGGACCAGGCGGAGAGACGGAAGGAGGACCAGGCGGGGACGAAGGAGGACCAGGCGGGGACGAAGAAAGACCAGGCGGAGGACGGAGAAGGACCAGGCGGAGACGGAGAAGGACCAGGCGGAGACGGAGAAGGACCAGGCGGAGACGAAGAAGGACCAGGCGGAGACGAAGGAGGACCAGCGGAGAAGACGGAGCCACGAAAGGGAGGACCAGGCGGAGACGAGAAGGAACCAGGCGGAGACGAGAAGGCGGAGACGGAGAAGGACCAGGCGGAGACGAAGAAAGACCAGGCGGAGACGAAGAAGGACCAGGCGGAGACGAAGGAGGACCAGGCGGAGACGAAGAAGGACCAGGCGGAGACGAAGAAGGACCAGGCGGGAAGGAGUACCAGGCGGAGACGGAGGAGACAGGCGGAGACGAAGGAGGACCAGGCGGAGACGAAGGAGGACCAGGCGGGGACGAAGGAGGACCAGGCGGGGACGAAGAAGGACCAGGCGGAGACGGAGAAGGAGGCGGACAGAGAAGGACCAGGCGGAGACGGAGGAAGACCAGGCGAGAGAAGAGGAACCAGGCGGAGACGGAGGACGAAGGAGGAGGCGGAGCGAAGGAGCCAGGCGGAGACGACGAAGAAGGAGAGGCGGAGGAAGAAGGACCAGGCUGAGACGAAGAAGGACUGGCGGAGACGAAGGAGGACCAGGCGGAGACGAAGAGGACGGAGACGAAGUUUUCGUUCGGUCGCGCGAGGCGGAGACGCCGUUCGGUCGGGCGGAGUUUUGGCAGCGCGGCCACCUGUCAGCCCGAUCCCCUGGCCGCUCCUCCUAAAA
Messenger RNA from Penaeus vannamei (Pacific white shrimp), 1254 nucleotides. Lineage: Eukaryota; Metazoa; Arthropoda; Malacostraca; Decapoda; Penaeidae. The record is from RefSeq and is a predicted model, not a curated record.